GCGCCCGUAGCAUUAGCCUUCUCGCGGAUUUCCUUGUGCGCGUAGUGUACACCUAAAAGUUUAGUAUGAGUGUUUAGUAAAACUAUGAUAGAACAUUUAGCAACAUUCACACUAGCACCUAGGUAUAUCCCUGGGACAGAUUUCUUUUACAUGAAAGGAUUAUGGGCAUUAUAGUAAAAGAGUUGGUUGGUCAACAUGUCGAUAACACCGCCUAUUGUUUGGGUCGAUGUGUUUGGGCAAGCAAACGCGUCUCUGAUGCUUUAUACGUUUCAAAGUUACCACAUCUAAAUCCAAUCUUGGUAGAAGCCCAAUGUGAUAUGGAUGCUGAUUCUAUAGCAAGAUUAUUCUCGUAUUCCUUGCAAUUGAAACAAGAAUACAGUCAAUUACCAAAAGUACUUGUAAUAUCCAUCAAAAGUAUUACAACUGGAGUUAAAUCAAAGUUCAAAAAUUUGGAAAAUAAUUGCAUGUAUACAAUGGAUUGUGAUUUUUGGGCAGAAAGCUGUCAAAUUCUUUCAGCCAAAUCAAUUCAAGCUCAUUUAAAGGGCAAUCCUUUGAACAAGUUGGUUGCUUUAGGCCACUUUCUUAUUUAGCAAAAAAGAAACGGCUAUGUUGCCGAAACUAAGACUAAGGAUGUGGUUAUAGGCUUUCUAGCUGCGCUUUAUUUUCAGUAAUAUAAUAAUAAAAAAAAACUCUUCUUAUUGUUCUCUUUACAUCUUUCUAUGCGUGCAUUCACUGUGGUUUGGAGAACUGGUGGCAGAGAUGGGCUUCAAAAGAGUCAUUUGUACCAUGGGAGAGGGGCCACCAUAUCCUUAGUCUUCGUU
Molecule: messenger RNA, 821 nt
Organism: Rhizopus microsporus ATCC 52813
Lineage: Eukaryota; Fungi; Mucoromycota; Mucoromycetes; Mucorales; Rhizopodaceae
Exons: 1
Coding region: 162-590 (142 amino acids)
Source: RefSeq, a predicted model, not a curated record